Talaromyces rugulosus is the source of this 360-nucleotide messenger RNA. RefSeq lists its product as uncharacterized. Gene Ontology annotation, biological process: post-chaperonin tubulin folding pathway; tubulin complex assembly. Bases 1 to 360 code for a protein of 119 amino acids. Gene Ontology annotation, cellular component: cytosol; microtubule cytoskeleton. Gene Ontology annotation, molecular function: beta-tubulin binding. The transcript is spliced from 3 exons. Lineage: Eukaryota; Fungi; Ascomycota; Eurotiomycetes; Eurotiales; Trichocomaceae. The record is from RefSeq and is a predicted model, not a curated record.
AUGCCGCCAACAGCUCCGCUCACCAUCGCCACUUCGUCCGUGCAGCGGCUCGUCAAGGAAGAAGCUUCAUACCACCGAGAGUUGGAGGAACAGAAGAAACGUGUGGCGAAGCUCGAAUCAGAGACCGGCGCCGAUGAAGAUGGAAAUCGCGAGUUUCUGCUGAAGCAAGAGCAACGGGCGGCGGAUGAGACCAAGGCUGUGCUGCCUACAUUGAAGCAGAAGAUUAAGGAUGCUCUGGCAAAACUAGAACAGCUCAUUGUUGAGGAGGGCCACAAGGGAUCCGAGAGUAAUGUGGAACAGCUGACAGCUGCCAAAGAAGCUGUAUCCCAAGCAAUGACCGCUCUCAGAGAGGUCUCUUGA